This is a messenger RNA of Engraulis encrasicolus (European anchovy), 2856 nucleotides long. It is a transcript of the gene snip1, whose product is annotated as Smad nuclear interacting protein. The record is from RefSeq and is a predicted model, not a curated record. NCBI's taxonomy places the organism in Eukaryota, Metazoa, Chordata, Actinopteri, Clupeiformes, Engraulidae. Gene Ontology annotation, molecular function: mRNA binding; protein binding. Gene Ontology annotation, biological process: miRNA processing. Gene Ontology annotation, cellular component: nucleus. The transcript has 4 exons. Bases 110 to 1339 code for a protein of 409 amino acids.
AUUCAUCCAAACAACGUGAAGAUAGCUGAUGAAUUUUAGCUGUUGAUAUUGUUUGUAAUGACGGCAACUUUAUCACAUAAGAAGUAGUUGGUAACCAAAGCCGCUCGGAAUGGAUAGCGGGAAACGACACCGGCGACACGAUUCACCUCAACGUGACACAAAAAUUAAAAUCAAACAAGAAAAACUGAGUCCCGUUAGGGCUCAAAGAUCACGGCGAUCGAGUUCUGGAUCUAACCGAAGCAGUGCAAGUCCCCAGAGAAGACGAGCCAGCAGAUCACCGCCCAGGAGAAAGGAGCGGUCUCCAGUAAAGAAAGAGAGGUCGAGAGGAGGUCGGGAUGAGAGGUCUCCCCCAAGCAGGAGUCGUAGCCCCUCCCGAAAAGAAGACCUCAAAAUAAAGCGGGAGCGUGAGGACAGUCGGACUGCUGAGCCCAGACGACGUCCUGGCCGCUGGGACGAUGUGGAAGAGGAACUUCCCAUAAAGAGAGAAGGAGAGCGGCCACGGCAGCCAGAGAGGGAGAGAGAGCGGGAUAGAGACAGAGAUAGAGACCGGGAGAGAGAGAGGAGAGGAGGCGCUGAGAGAGGAGGCGGCGGUGGGAGCGGAGGAGAGAGAGGAGGUCGGCGAGGAGGAGAGAGGGAGAGAGACGCUCACGCAUUCCAGCAGCAGCAGGCGGAACGGCAGCGCCAUGACGACCAGCGGCGGGAGAACCGAGCUGCACGGCAUGCUGAGAACUCGGAGGAGGAGGAGGAGGGAGGAGGAGGGGGAGGAGCCUUCGGAGCACGCAACCAGGAGGACGACGAAGACCCGGCAGCCGACGCGGCCGACAAGGAGAAGCCCAACUUUGAGCUGUCUGGGGCGCUGAUUGAGGACGCCAACACCUUCAGAGGGGUGGUGAUCAAGUACAGCGAGCCCCCCGAGGCCCGCGUGCCCAAGCGGAGGUGGCGCCUCUACCCCUUCAAGAACGAUGAGCCGCUGCCCGUCAUGUACGUGCACCGGCAGAGCGCCUACCUGCUGGGGCGCCAGAGGAGGAUCGCCGACAUCCCCAUCGACCACCCAUCCUGCUCCAAACAGCAUGCUGUCUUUCAGUACAGGCUGGUGGACCACAAGCGUCUGGACGGCACCAUGGGCCGGCGCGUGAAGCCGUACAUCAUCGACCUGGGCUCGGGCAACGGCACCUACCUGAACAACCAGCGCAUCGAGGCCCAGCGCUACUACGAGCUGCGCGAGAAGGACGUGCUCAAGUUCGGCUUCAGCAGCCGGGAAUACGUGCUGCUGCACGAGAGCUCCGACACCAGCGAAGUGGACGUGAAGUCCGACGACGAGGGGAAGGAGGACGAUUAGGAGAGGAGGAGGAGGAUGGAGAGAUGUGUGGGUGGGGUUGGUUGGGGUGGUGGUGUAGGAGGAGUAUGGGAAGGGGGAAGGGGGGAGGGGGUAGAGAAGGAGGGGAGAUGAUGAGCUAGAGGAAGGUGGAGGUGUAGAGGGGGAUGAGGGAGGAUGAGUAGGAGUAAGAGGAAUGGGCUGGAUGUUAAGGCGUGUGUGUGGAUUGAUGUGUAGGAGUGUGCCUGUGGGUGUGUAGGGCCUUGUAUGCAUGGAUGGGCAUUUAGUAAAAAAUCAAGGGGGGUGGGGCGUCAAGAGGGGGCGAAUUUGUAAGAGAGGAAGUUGACGCAUGGGGGGGAGGGGUCUAGGGGAAUGGCCGACAGGUGACAUCCACUGAGGCAUUCUAGGAUUCUUGGGAGGCAGCCCACCUUUUCAAACGAAACCGCACAUCACACCUGAUGCUGUCAACCUCCCGUCACACAUUUUCACCUGAUGAACAAAAGCGGUCUUUCAUAUUUCCAGCUGGUUAACCAGAGGCGUGUUUUCAACCUCUUACAAACUCCCUCUAUAAACUGCUAUCAGAAACAGAAACACAUGGAAAAAGAUAAGGGGUUCAGUGUCAAUGGAGCUAGCCUGUAUAGCUGUGAGUGUGUGGCUUCUGUGGACAUAGCCUAUAUGUAUGUUUGUUUGUAUGUAUCAGAAACAUGUGUAGAAUGAUAUGUGUGAAUAUGGCAUCCAAUGGAGAUGGUGUGUGAGUAUGGGCUUUAGUGUGUUUCUCAAGAUCAUAGUCAUGGCCCUCCGUAAACGUAGUUGGCCUGUAAUGGGGAAUGACAUUGCAACCAACAAAGCUGCUGACAACUGUGGCUUUGUAAAAUGCACCCCUAUAUGUUUGUAUGUGUUGGUGGAGCUAGUCCAUCUGUAUGUAUGUAUGUAUGUAUCUAUGUACGGUAUGUAUGUAAGGCAUUCUUUUCUCAGGUGGUUAGGGGGCGCAUUUGUGCAGUCUGCAACAUGCUCCGAAGUCUAGCCGAGCUCAAAGCCAAUUUUUACAAGUGCUAAAUGCCUGCUUCAUCUGUCUGCUAAAUCAAAUCACUGAAGACACACUUUUCAUGUACACGCCAUCUCAGUCAUCGGUGCCUAGGCUUGUUUUAGAUUUUACUUCUUUUUUUUUAAUUGAAUGCACACUGGGUGAACUUAACAUUACAGGCCACCACUGUAAACAUAGAGCAGUGUAGUGCAUUUUCUGUGGAUAAAAUGAAACCAAACGUAUGCUUUCUAUGCCUGUUUUAGUGUAGCUCCUUGGCCCAGUGGUGUCUUUGUCAGCAGUGCGUAAAGCCCAGCUUCUGUACACUUUAUUAGGUCAGCUAGCAUCUAUUGUACACACCACAGCAAAGAAAUGGACUAUUUUCAUGUUUGAGGAGAAAAUGAAACCAUGCUUGUACAGUUGGUAACUGCUUUUGUUUUGUAAACCCCAGAGUCUCUUGGCAUAUAUAUUUUAGUUCAUUUUAGAUGUUUUGUACUGUAAAUAAACACAUUCAAAAAAA